This is a messenger RNA of Eriocheir sinensis (Chinese mitten crab), 1229 nucleotides long. RefSeq lists its product as uncharacterized. Lineage: Eukaryota; Metazoa; Arthropoda; Malacostraca; Decapoda; Varunidae. The coding region runs from base 103 to 1074 and encodes 323 amino acids. The record is from RefSeq and is a predicted model, not a curated record. The transcript has 3 exons.
CCGUCCGCUGCGAUUGGCACGGAUUUGGCCUUCACUGGUAGCCUGGUAACAUAUACUCCCAGGUCUUCCUCUGCCUCUGUGGUGGAUAGUGGAGUGUUUCCCAUGUGGUAUUGGUGUGCUGGAUAUCCCUUCACUGGUAGCCUGGUAACAUACACUCCCAGGUCUUUCUCUGCCUCUGUGGUGGAUAGUGGAGUGUGUCCCAUGUGGUAUUGGUGUGCUGGAUAUCCCUUCACUGGUAGCCUGGUAACAUACACUCCCAGGUCUUUCUCUGCCUCUGUGGUGGAUAGUGGAGUGUGUCCCAUGUGGUAUUGGUGUGCUGGAUAUCCCUUCACUGGUAGCCUGGUAACAUACACUCCCAGGUCUUUCUCUGCCUCUGUGGUGGAUAGUGGAGUGUUUCCCAUGUGGUAUUGGUGUGCUGGAUAUCCCUUCACUGGUAGCCUGGUAACAUACACUCCCAGGUCUUUCUCUGCCUCUGUGGUGGAUAGUGGAGUGUUUCCCAUGUGGUAUUGGUGUGCUGGAUAUCCCUUCACUGGUAGCCUGGUAACAUACACUCCCAUGUCUUUCUCUGCCUCUGUGGUGGAUAGUGGAGUGUUUCCCAUGUGGUAUUGGUAUGCUGGAUAUCCCUUCACUGGUAGCCUGGUAACAUACACUCCCAUGUCUUUCUCUGCCUCUGUGGUGGAUAGUGGAGUGUUUCCCAUGUGGUAUUGGUGUGCUGGAUAUCCCUUCACUGGUAGCCUGGUAACAUACACUCCCAGGUCUUUCUCUGCCUCUGUGGUGGAUAGUGGAGUGUCUCCCAUGUGGUAUUGGUGUGCUGGAUAUCCCUUCACUGGUAGCCUGGUAACAUAUAGUCCCAGGUCUUUCUCUGCCUCUGUGGUGGAUAGUGGAGUGUUUCCCAUGUGGUAUUGGUGUGCUGGAUAUCCCUUCACUGGUAGCCUGGUAACAUAUACUCCCAGGUCUUUCUCUGCCUCUGUGGUGGAUAGUGGAGUGUUUCCCAUGUGGUAUUGGUGUGCUGGAUAUCCCUUCACUGGUAGCCUGGUAACAUAUACUCAUUGUCUUUCUCUGCCUCUGUGGUGAGUAGUGGAGUGUUUCUCAUGUGGUAUUGGUGUGCUGGAUAUCCCUUCACUGGUAGCCUGGUAACAUACACUCCCAGGUCUUUCUCUGCCUCUGUGGUGGAUAGUGGAGUGUUUCCCAUGUGGUAUUGGUGUGCUGGAUAUCCCUUCACUGGUAGC